This is a messenger RNA of Cinara cedri, 3853 nucleotides long. NCBI's taxonomy places the organism in Eukaryota, Metazoa, Arthropoda, Insecta, Hemiptera, Aphididae. The record is from the annotation of a GenBank genome assembly.
CGAUCGUUUCGGUUUCUCCGCCUGUCGCCGACACUGCUGACCAGGCGUUUGUUGUUUUCUUUUCUUUUCUUUUUUUUUUUUCCCGAACGUCGUCGCCCGGGACAUUUUCAAACGGAUCCACUGCCGCGGUUUCGUCGUACGAAUAUUUCUUACCGGUUGAACGGUGCGGUCAACAACUGUAAUCGGACCAGUAAGUAUACCGUACCCGCGGUUUUCUUUUCGUGCUCUUUUCAUAUAUCGGCACAGCAAUCAAAUUUUACCGAUCGAAUUAAAAAAAAAAAAACAAAUAAUCGAACGCGUCUUUUUGCCCGUGUAAAAGCGGGCAAUUUCGCAUUCUAAUGUAAAUCUACCUUUACGUGUCUUUUGAUUGUUAUUGCGGUUCGUUAAAGUAACGAACACGUUACACCCGCAUCUACUAUUCCAGUUCAACUUGCCUACUACCGGGUAACAUGCGAAAACAAUGCUUAACGCAGAAUAUGCAAAACUAGUUCAAUUUUGAAUUUAGUGUAAAAUUAUGAAAUUUAUAGAGAACAUUAUUUUUGAAGGAGUGUUAGGGUUUUUGCAGUAUUCAAAAUAUACUGCUCUAUGUAAUAGCUACAAAAACCUUAUUAUUUUUUAAAUAACUGUUUUAAUAAUUCAAUAAACACCUGUAACAUUACCUCAAUCUCUACAAUAUUUGUUCUCUAUAAAUUUCUAUUUAAUUUCUAUUUUUUUAUACUAUUCCAGUGCACCAAUAAUAGUGACGUGUUCUUACCUAGUUUGUUGAUAAUUAAAAUAAAUUGCCCAUUGGUAUGAUUUCAUAGAUUUCUAUAAUCUGUGCAAAUUAAUUAACUAAAUAUUAUAUUCCUUAUUCUAAACUUUCACUUGAUCCGUUUUCCUUCCUUGCAUACCACGACUACCCUCAUAUAAUUCUUAAUCGCACACAACCAUCUCUUCUUACGUUUAUUUUCAUUAUAAUUCUUACAUCUUCAAGGUUUUCCUAAACAAUAUCAUAUACCUGCUAGUAGUUAAUCAUUAAUCUAAGGGAACCAGUAAGAGCUUGGGCUCUUAGUAUUAUAUGCACCCUAAGAUUAUUUUAAACAAUAAAAUACAUACAAAUUGUAAUUAACGUGUCAUAUUCAAACUCUAAAGCAUAUUUGGAAGUUUAAUUAUCAAAUUCUUAGUCUAAUGUUUUCCUAAACCCAACUUAACCUUUCAUUAUUGUUCAUACAAAAAAUUAAUAGAUUUUCUAUCUGAUUGCAUUCUACUGUUCAAUAUAUUUUUUGUUGUAUACAUUAUUUAUUAAAACUUAAAAUUUCUCCACGUUUAUUGUAAGAUAACAUUUCGACUACAUUGGUAUGAAAUGUGAAUUAACAUAUUAGGUAGUGAAUAUAGGGUAUGACACAUUAUUAUGGGUAUAUUGUUGGCAAGAUACUUAAAUGCAUACUUGUAAAAUUUUAAUAACUUUGAAAAAAAAAAAAUUAAUUUUGACAUGAAAAAAAGUGAUACAAUUUCCUCCUAAUACAUGACUGAGAAUAAACAAGCCAUAGUUAUUUAUUCAAAAUAAUAAAAUAUUUGUAUUACACAGAAAAAAUUAUUACAUUUUUUAGGUUGCGGGAUUCGGAUACCGAUAUUUUGUAUUACUUAUAUACAGCAUAUUAAUUUAGACCAAUUUUCUUUCAACUAUUCCGAUUCAUAAAGUGAAGCAGUACAAAUUCUAAAAAUUAAUUUGAAUUUUGCCUAAAGUUUAUAUAACAUUGCGCAUUAUUGCUAUUUAAUGUUAGUAUUUUUAAAAUACUUUUGGAAAUUAAGAAUUUGAAAAAGUGGAAAAAAUGUAUACUAAAUCAAUUAAUGUGAUUGAAAGAAAAGCAAUAUGCUGUGUAUGUUUUAGAUAAAGAUAGAAAAUAUCAGUAUCCAAUCCUCUUAAUGCAAUACAUUAUGUAUAUUAUAUUAACAAAUAACUGACAAUUACUCUAAAUAUUAUUUUUUUUCUAAUAAUUGAUUAACAUUAAAACAAAACUGAUGCUAGUUCAUUAUAAAACUAAUAAAUAAAUUAUGUAUUUCUAGUGGAUGAAAUGAAACAAUUCGCCAACGUGAUGAUUCACCAUAAAUGUUUUAAAGAACGUCAAGGAUGUCUCACAGAAUCACUUGAUCACUUUUCAAUUGAAUAUCCAGAAUUAUAUUCUCUGCUGUAUAUGGAAAUUAAAAAAAGAGGAAUGGAAUUUAAUGAUCCAAACAAAAUGUUCAAAUGGCUGACCACGUCGACAUCUAAUAAUAACUAUAAAAAACUUCAUGAAGCAUUGAUCUUUGUGAAAAAAAACAAUAUCAUGGCUCAAGAGCAGUACAUUAUUGAUAUAAAGCAUUUGCUUUGUCAAGCGAUUGAGAAAAAGACUAAUAUAAAUGAAGCAGUUAAAAUAUGCCGUCUAAUAGAGAAGUUGCCAAAUUUGACAUUUAUUAAUGGGUGAGUUGAAUUAUUAUUAUUUAGUUAGUAAUAUUAUCAUAUUUUAAUUUAAUAAUAUUAUAAUAUCAAUUUUAGCCGUUUGAGUAAUCUUAUUCAAGAAGUAACCCGACUGAAUGCAUAUUAUAGACCCAACACCUUAAUGGUCACACAAGAAAAAUAUUUUAUGGCAAAUAAUUUCAAACCGGAACAACAAAAUAUUCAAACUUCUCAACAGCAACAGACACUAGUUUCGCCAUAUUCUUUGGUACAACCAACCUGUACACAAUUCCUUCAUGGUUCAUCACAUUUCAGUUGUAAGACUAAUUAAAUUAAGUGGUCAAGUUUUUAAUACUUAUUAGGUACAUUGUUAAUACUUUUUUUUUAGUAGAUUGUUAUGGACCAUUGGAAACAAAAGCAAACUACUACAAAUAUUCUAGUUUCGAUUUAAACCAAAGACCUCUAACAGAAAAUUUAACAGCCAGUUUUGAAUCUCUUAAUGUUGAUGAUUCUCAACUGAUUCAACAACAACCCAUACCUGUUUUGUCCCCUAUGCUUCAGCCUAAUAAUUUAAUACCUCGUUAUGGUCUUCCACAUUUCAACUGUAAAAUUUAGUCAUUUUUAAAUAUUUUUCAUGUUAUAACUAAUUACUAAUAAUGUUUGAUUUUUCAGUGAAUCAUUUUGGCCUUGGGGAUUUUGAAAUUAAUUCAUUCAAUAAAUGUCCUGCUUUUGAUUUAACACAGUUAUUACCAAAUCAAACAGUUGUGAGUCAAGAAAUGGACGGAGCUGUCAUGAAGUGGCUUUAUUACUUGAGGAUCCAUAAAUACCAAUGGUUUUUCAAUAGUUUAAGUUACCACGAAAUUGAAUUUAUUGAUGAGGACAAUAUUGAAGGAUUCAUUACUAAAGUAAAUAAAAACUCCAUUACAAAAGGUGCACUAUCUAAGAUCUGUCUAUCAUGCAAAGAACUGAGAGAGCGACCAAAAAAAUUAAAUGAUUUAUUAAUGGUAAAUUUACUUAUUAAUUAAUAUAUAAACAUAUAUAGUUAUGAUUUAUGAAACGAGUAUACUUAUAAAUGAUAUUUAAUUUUAGACCUUGGACUCAGAAGUUCCGUUAACAGAGUUAUGCGAAUCCAUCAAAUACUUGCGACAUAUACUGAAUUAUCCUAUUCCUAAUAAGAACUGCGUUAUUGGUGAUAAAUUACAACAGGACAUAGUAUGUGUGAUGGGAAAAUUGUUUUAUCAACUUCAAGCAAAUAUUUGUGUAACUAAUUGCUUGUCGGCCAGUAACCCACUUGGAUAUUGUAUUAACAAAUACUUACUAUGUACUAUGUUAAUAAAUGAAAAUCAAAUAUUCAUGAGAAAUCAGAUUGAAAAAGUAUUAUAUUUUGCUGAAUCGUUAAAGUAUAAAGUCCGUAUCAUGUCUUUAUGUAAAAAAUAA